AUGUUGCAACCACCGGAGCCGGUCUCGCGGCCGCUCAGUAUAAGGACGACGGGCACCAGUGCCACGGUGCAGGACAAAACUGGAGAAACCUGGAAGAUGAACGUUACCAAGGACAACUGCUGGGAGGACUUGAUACUCACGCUAGAUGGAGGUGGCAUCCGUGGCUACUCAAGCCUCCUGAUUAUCCAACGCCUCAUGCACGAAAUUGCAAUAUGCGAACGCCGGUUACAAACACAAGAAGGCCCUGUAGAGGGUAGCGAACGACGCGCAUUCAACGAAGACGAACUACUGCCAUGUCAUUACUUCGACUUCAUGUACGGAACCAGUACGGGCGGACUCAUCUCCGUCAUGCUGGCUAGGUUGCGUAUGAGCGUUCCACAAUGCCUCGAACUAUACCGUAAAGUAGGACACGAGCUGUUUGGACACAGGAGGAGUGUGCUGCCUCUGGCUACCAAAUACCACCACAAGCCAUUAGAGAAAGCCGUGCAAGAUAUCGUCAGGCAAUACUGCAAGGAGCACGACCACUGUACAGGAGAUGACUGGCAUCCAUGGGUUUUAGAGGAAGAGAGCGCUCCAGCGCAAGCGAUGGUCAACGAACCAGGUACAGGCUCAUUACAAAGCUCGACUACUUGGUCAAAUGGUGGUGAGCCGUCGAUCAGAGGCAAGCCAACAGAGCGGAUAUGUCAAUCUAUUUGUCUGACUGCCACCCACUCCGGCCAAAUCGACGAAGCACACCUUCUCCGCUCAUACAACCACCAAUACGAUCCCGAUAUCGCUCCACCUUGGGUUACAAACUACAAUGCCGGUGCCGACAAAUUGAAGAUAUGGCAGGUGACACGAGCUACUUCUGCAGCUCCUUUCUACUUUGAGAUGCUCACUGCCGAGAUCGGCAGCGGGAGAAACAGAAAGCGAGUGAGCUUCAAAGAUGGAGGAAUUCGCGAAAACAACCCCUCGUAUGCUGCUUAUAGUGAGCAUGCUUCGCUGAACGGUGACGAUAAAGAGCCAGGCUUGUUGCUUUCUAUUGGGACAGGACGCCCGGAUACCACAAAUGACGGAUUCGCGGCGGUUUGGCCUGGCCCAUUAGGAAAAGUCAAGGCGCUGCAGAAGUGGAGUGAGAAGCUGGCUGUUUUCAAGAACGUCCUGAUCAAAUACACCGAAGGUGAAGAUCGUCAUAAGAUGAUGCGUACAAUAGCCAAGGGAGAACAUCGAUGGUACAAGCGCCUCAACGUCGACAAGGGGCUCGAAGGCCUACCGCUUGACAGCUGGGAGAAGGGACAAUGGACCAAUCCGCAAACGAAUGAAAGGAAAGAGGUUCCUGGAGGUAAAACGCUUUCCACUAUGGAGCGAGCAACGGAGGCAUAUCUUGAGAGGAAUACGAUCGCCAGCCCAGGAGGCCUGACCGAGUACCAGCCUCCUAAGAUUGUUCUGCAACAGGUAGCGGAAAGGCUAGUGCGGCAUAGGAGGUUAAGGGAAGCAACGAAAGCGGACGACCCCAGGAGAUGGCAAACACAUAUGGGUCAAUGGCUUACUGGCGAGUUGAAGCCAGAGGACGCUAUGCGAGUCCCUGUCAAGCCAGAGCCUAGAAAGGGUUCGCGGGGCUUCGUCUCUGGGUCCCGCCCCAUAACGCCCAGCGGUAAAGCACCCGACAUUGCUUCGUGA
Messenger RNA from Alternaria burnsii, 1659 nucleotides. Its product is annotated as lysophospholipase-like protein. Gene Ontology annotation, biological process: arachidonate metabolic process. Gene Ontology annotation, cellular component: membrane. NCBI's taxonomy places the organism in Eukaryota, Fungi, Ascomycota, Dothideomycetes, Pleosporales, Pleosporaceae. The transcript is spliced from 3 exons. Bases 1 to 1659 code for a protein of 552 amino acids. The record is from RefSeq and is a predicted model, not a curated record.